CUAAAACAUUUCUAAAACUCAAGUUGCUUGUGGGGUGUGUUGUUCUACUUGAAUGAUGGUAUAUGAGUUUUUCUUAAAUGAAAAUAUCAAAAAUAUCUAAUACCAGAUUAUGUGCUUAGUUAAGAUCGGAUGACUGUUUAAAACAGGGCAAUGUUAUCCUUACCGAUGGUGUGGGUUGGUAACGGCAUGUGGAAACGGGCAUCUUGAUUUGCUGCCCUAAAGAUGAUGUAAAGUGUUGUUAGCUAUGUGAAUUGGGGGGAAUAACCGCACGCACAGAAAUACAAACUACAUUCCAUUCCUACAGUAAAAGAAAUAUAAGCUCAAAAUAUCCAAAAUUCUGAUGUCCAUGGCAGCUAUAGCGAGAAGAAGAAAGUUACUUAAUGAUGAUGUCAUCAUUGCAUUGGCUGAAAGUUCAUGGGAAAAUCUUGAUAUAUCUGGUUCUGAUGUUUCUGAUUUUGGCUUAUCGAAAGUGGCAGAAAUAUGCAAAUAUCUUCGGUCCGUGGAUAUAAGUCGAUGCAGCAAAAUCACAUCAGUUGCUGUAUUUGAACUCAUGGAACAUUGCCGUUCACUGGAGAUUCUGAGAUGGGGAGGGUGCCCAAGGAGUGACUACACUGCACGCAGAUGCUUGAGCAUCUUGAAACCAACACUAAAUGAGGUCGAGGGAGAUUCUUGGGAGGAACUUGAUACCUCGGAGUUAGCUCGUGCACAAUCACUGCGCUGGCUUGUUUGGCCGAAAAUUGACAAGGAUUCAUUAGAGAGCUUGUCCACUGAAUGCCCACGCAUUAUAGUAAACCCAAAGCCAUCACCAUUUGGUUACCGGGGAAUUGAGGUUCCUAGGGAAGCAUUGCUAAAUGUUGUACUGGAUGAACAUGUUGUUAAUGAUAUUGAUCCAAAAACAUGGGCUGUUUCUGGAUUUACACCCAGGAUAUCUCCUUCAGUUUCAAGCCCGAAUGAAUUACCCAUUGCUGAGAAAUUUAGACUUGCAUUUGUAGAGAGAGACAAUCGAUUAGCCCCAAAGCGAGCAAAGAAUGCAAGGCAACAUCAGCGACGUGCAGAAAGGGAGUGGGUUGCGACGAGUGCCAGAGCAAAGGCCCAGCGCUUGCCUUACAGGUGAACAAAUCUCUGCAGAGUCGGAGCUAGCUGUGGUAUUCAUCUUUUCUCUGCAACGCUGGUGAACGAAUCUCAAUAGUAAAAAUAUAUGGAUUUUAGACAACACCAUGGAGAAUUCAGACAAUGGGAAUUGAGACUUUAGUGAUUAGAUAGCAGUUGCUAUCUUAUUUUAUAAAAUUUUGAAAUCAACUAUAAAUUUGUCCAUAAAAAACUCUUCUUGUUCAGUUGUUUGUUCUUUAUGCUGGACCAGCAGUCACAACCAUUCACAAAUGUUGGACACGGGGGUUGACAUGACAUGACUAAUUUUGAGGUAGUAGCUCUUCGUCUUCCAAGACAGUGACCAUCUUCUGCUAUGCCCAUUUGUAUUCGUUCCUUCUAACUGGAUUUUGAGUAUCUUGUACAAGAUAAUUUUAUGUGCACUAAAUUUAUGCAGAGUCAUUGAGAAUAUUAGGCACCUUUUAA
Ilex paraguariensis (yerba mate) is the source of this 1572-nucleotide messenger RNA. NCBI's taxonomy places the organism in Eukaryota, Viridiplantae, Streptophyta, Magnoliopsida, Aquifoliales, Aquifoliaceae. The record is from the annotation of a GenBank genome assembly.